This is a messenger RNA of Caenorhabditis briggsae, 342 nucleotides long. The coding region runs from base 1 to 342 and encodes 113 amino acids. The transcript is spliced from 4 exons. Lineage: Eukaryota; Metazoa; Nematoda; Chromadorea; Rhabditida; Rhabditidae. The record is from RefSeq and is a predicted model, not a curated record.
AUGUCUUUGUGUCGAAAGGUCAGAGAUCCGAAUGCCCGUUCCUGGAUGUCAAGUCCCUCGUUACCAUGUUUUCAAACGACAACUUCCCUGUCGCCAUGCGCAAGAGCUGUCACUAAGAGGAAAUUGGCAAACAUCACCGUCACAGUGCUUCCUGGUGCCACGCGAAGAGUGACCGUAGUCGUCAUGGCUCUCAGUGCCGGUCGUCUCAAUUUCCCGAAAAUUUCGCUCAAGUCUGCACAAAUCGCCGAUUCAGUGCUCCAACAAGCUCUUCGCUCCCUUCCAGCAACGAUUUUCGUCCUGCCAAAAUCCAAGGAAUUCGUCACAACAUCGCCACAUCUUUGA